Paramacrobiotus metropolitanus is the source of this 1881-nucleotide messenger RNA. RefSeq lists its product as uncharacterized. Lineage: Eukaryota; Metazoa; Tardigrada; Eutardigrada; Parachela; Macrobiotidae. The transcript is spliced from 6 exons. The coding region runs from base 157 to 1638 and encodes 493 amino acids. The record is from RefSeq and is a predicted model, not a curated record. Gene Ontology annotation, molecular function: protein binding.
UUCAAGUAUGAUAAACUUCAUCCACCGAAUUCCGUACUCCCAUUGACAGUGAACUUCGAGCAAUUAUUUCGACCGUUUCCCAUUGCUCCGUACCUUUCUGGCAUUAUUCGUACGAAAUUAUCCUUUUAUAUCCGUCUAAUUUGCGUAACGUUAACUAUGGAUGUACUCACUGAACUUCCGGUCGAAGACGUUCAGGUGAUGGAAUGGAGAGGUGAACCGGAAAACACUGGCUUAUUGUUGCGACUGCCGUUCGAAGUGUUGCGCCGCAUUCUGGUGGAGUAUGUCGGUCCCGAGGGAACUGCGAUGCUUCGUCAGACAGGGAAGCGAAUGAAUGAUCUGUGCUCGACCGAUGACAUCUGGAAGGAUUUCUGUUGCAAGGAACUACGCUUACGGCCCAAGGAUUUAAAUAUCCCCUACAAAUACUGGAUUUGUGAGGAUGAAUCGGCGCAUCCCCAAAUAAUCCCGAGCGAGCUGUACGAUACGGCGGAACUGAAGCGCGGAUCUCCAUUGUCCUUUAUGGAUGCUUAUACCCAGCUAAUACAUCCAUUCCGUGGCUUGCUGAACUGGUUUCUUGUUUCUCGUGGCUCCACUUGGGACGAUAUUUUAACCAUAACAUUUGAAAAUGGUCUCCUACACGGCGAGAUUUGGCAGUUAUCAAAGGACUUAACCGCGCCAAUGAUCCCAGUUUCGGAUUUUACACUCUUUAUUGAAGAGGAAACGGAACGUGUACUGAUUCGCAAUGAUUUCAUUUUUACCAUCCUGUCUGCACCAGAAGUACCACUGAAGAAGUUAAUUACUACCGGUUUUCGUCCGCCGGCUCAGCGUCCGACUCAUGCUGUUUUCACUUUCCGGUCUCACCGGCAUCACGCCAGAAGGUGGAAAAUGAUCCAGGAUUUCAUCACGGCACAAGGAAUUUCCUGGCCGGCUUCCUCGUCUAAUCAGCGACCGUUCGAAGGCCCUCUAGCGUACAGUAAAUUGGAAGAUAUGUUUGAUAUGACCGAUGUCCGAGCUGGAGGCCGUCAGCACAGCGCUCGCAUGUUUUAUCCACACCGAGCUGUGAUGCAGCCACCACUCGGACCAUUCUGGAGCAGCCUUCCAUCGGGACUUUUCAAGGGAGCCUUUGGCCCUAUCGGAAAUCAACUAAUUACGGUUGUCUGGGGUCGCAUGCCGGGCGCCAGUGAUGCCGUUACGGAUUUCCUUACCGGCAUCAAGACAACCGGCCAUCUACACCGACCAGCGGGUACAUGUUUGUUCCUUUUCAAAAUCGCCAACCAAAUUGUUUGCACCAGUACCGACGACCAGAAGGAUCCAGAAAAACUGGAAGCAAUGGCUCACGGACCAUUCGUCAAAGUCCCUUCCGGUUGUACGGUCGAAGCCGUGCAACCAUUUAAAAUGCCUGCUGGUGUCCAGCUUCCGCUAUCUCUGGAUGCGAAUCUCAUCCCAGACACGUGCACUGCUCGAUUUGUGGGACAGGGAGCAAUGGCCAGUCGCACAGAUGAACAUGUUAAUUUUGAUGUACCCGCGCAUAUGAUUGUAUUUAGCCCAACGAGAUUUAUGGUUUUGUGGCUGGGACUAGUCAAAGUAGCUGUACUAUUUGAAAAAAUCUCGACGAAUGACAAAUUUUGCAAAUAUGUUUAGUUAAAUCAUACGAUUAUGUAAGAUACGAUCAUAUGCACACUUGUAUGAUGUGUAAUUGUUUUUCAUCUGCUCAAAAGGGAUUCCAUGCAAGUUUGCAUCACGUUAUGUUCAGCAAUUUUUGUUGUAAGAUGUUAAGCGAUUUUGUGCUAUAGUUACGUACAGUGUAUUUACCAUAGAAAUACAAAUUCAGUUGGCAUUUCUGGCCUAAGUGAUAAGACUUACGACUGUUGAAUAUGUCGCGAU